Molecule: messenger RNA, 3994 nt
Organism: Perca flavescens (yellow perch)
Lineage: Eukaryota; Metazoa; Chordata; Actinopteri; Perciformes; Percidae
Gene: slc25a25b
Product: solute carrier family 25 member 25b
Exons: 10
Coding region: 556-2163 (535 amino acids)
Biological process (GO): transmembrane transport
Cellular component (GO): mitochondrial inner membrane
Molecular function (GO): calcium ion binding
Source: RefSeq, a predicted model, not a curated record
UUCACGGAGCCGAAUGCGUUUCCCUUUUCCGUCGGCAAGUUAACAGGACUUAAAUAGGCUAUUUGAACAAACAUCUUGUUUACAUUGCUGUUUAUUACACUAACCGUAUUUUUCGUUAUGUGCGAUAAACGAGCUCCGCAUAAACUCUAACGUGCGAUGCGGUGAAGUCAUUUUAAUAGAUGGUAAAGGCGCUGACAGCUCAGUAUCCUCAUCUUAUCAUCGCGUCUCGUUUUACCGGCAUCUAUAGUUGGCGGUACGUUGAACAGUCUAUGGUUGAAAACGCUAGUUACCUGUGCUAAUUUUUCAAGUGAGGUUAUAGAAAAGAACAAUUUUCGUCUGAGGUCAACUCCUCGAAUGUGUUCGUGGUGAAAAGUCGGGAUUGUAAGCUAACCGGCUUCUGGUAGCUUUUCCUUUCAGUGCCGGGGCUGAAAUGGAGGGACAUGUGACGUGGUAGUCAGGUCUCGAGAUACACAGUAACUGGCCUCAAGUGCUCUUUUAAGUUCUCAACCGGCAAGUAACGUAGAGUGUCAAACUAUUCAGGGGGCGAAUAGUCUCAUGAUGCACCAGCAGGGUUCAUUGAUGCCCCCCUUGGUCAGUGAUGUAUUCUGCCAGUGCCGAUCGGACGAAACCCACCGAGGAGUCGACCCGGGCGGCGGAGGCGGGCACGCGGAAGACCCCUCCUCAUGUCCCCCAUCUAAACCAGUCCCCCGACAGCCCGUGGUUGGUGACUGGCACUCUGACCCCGGUCAAUCAGCGCAUCCAUGUGACAUAUGUGGAGGGCCUGAGCAGGAGCACAGACUGAAAGUGUUGUUCCAAGUCCUGGAUGUGAACGGUGAUGGAGGCAUUUGUGUCAACGACCUGACAAUUGGGCUGAAGAAAUUAGGGGUACAUCGGACUGAACAUGAGCUCAUGAAAAUAGUGAAAGCAGGAGACAAAGACCUGGACGGACAGUUAGACUUUGAGGAGUUUGUUCAUUAUCUCAGAGACCACGAGAAGAAACUCCGGCUGGUCUUCAAGAGUCUGGACAAGAAGAACGAUGGCCGGAUUGACUCGCAAGAAAUCAUGCAGUCUCUGCGUGACCUGGGAGUGAACAUCUCCGAGGAACAGGCUGACAAGAUUCUCAAAAGUAUGGAUCAAAAUGGCACAAUGACGAUUGACUGGAAUGAGUGGCGGGAUUACCACCUCCUGCAUCCAGCAGACAACAUUCCUGAGAUCAUCCUCUACUGGAAACACUCCACGAUCUUAGAUGUAGGGGAGAGUUUGUUGGUGCCUGAUGAGUUCACGGCAGAAGAGAAGAAAACCGGAAUGUGGUGGCGACACCUAGUGGCUGGAGGGGGAGCUGGUGCUGCGUCCCGAACCUGCACAGCACCACUGGACAGGCUCAAAGUACUCAUGCAGGUUCACGCCUCUAAGAGCAACAGCAUGCAUAUGACUGGAGGCUUUGUCCAGAUGAUCCGAGAGGGUGGUGUGAGGUCACUGUGGCGAGGUAACGGCAUCAAUGUCAUCAAAAUAGCCCCUGAGUCGGCUAUUAAGUUCAUGGCCUACGAACAGAUUAAACGAUUAAUUGGAAGUAACCAGGAGACGUUGGGCAUCACAGAGAGACUGGUGGCAGGCUCUCUGGCUGGAGCAAGCGCUCAGAGCAGCAUCUACCCCAUGGAGGUCUUGAAGACACGAUUAGCCCUGGGGAGGACAGGCCAGUACUCGGGCAUCGUGGAUUGUGCCAAACAUAUCCUUCAGAAGGAGGGUGUGGCUGCUUUCUACAAGGGCUAUGUCCCCAACAUGCUGGGCAUCAUCCCCUAUGCUGGCAUCGACCUGGCUGUCUAUGAGACUCUGAAGAAUUACUGGCUGCAGCGCUUUGCCACAGACAGCGCUAAUCCGGGAGUGUUUGUCCUCCUGGCUUGUGGCACCACUUCCAGCACGUGUGGCCAGCUGGCCAGCUACCCACUGGCCCUGGUCAGGACUCGAAUGCAGGCACAAGCAACACUGGAAGGGGGUCCUCAAAUGAGCAUGACGGCCCUGUUCAGACACAUCAUUAGGACCGAGGGGCCCACGGGACUUUACCGAGGCCUGGCACCCAACUUCAUGAAAGUCAUUCCAUCUGUCAGCAUCAGCUACGUGGUCUACGAGUACCUCAAGAUUGCGCUGGGGGUCCAGUCAAAGUGAGAAGGCAGGCAUAGAGAGGAGAUCAAGAGGCCAAAUGUUUUUGUUUUUUUUUGCUUUUCUUGUGAGCUGAAGAUUUACUGCGUUGGGCUCUAAGAAGCAAGCAGCUGACAUUUAACAUUUUAUAAUCAAAUCUUGAAAUUCCAGGGUUUAAAGGAUUAAUGUGAAAUGAUGUGACUGAAGAGGAUUGAGAACUUUAAAAGCAGAGAGGCUGAUGAAGACUUUCAAGAUGGAGAAAACUGCUUGACCGAAACAAUUUCUGUUCGUUGCUCUUAUUUAAAUGUCUUUAAGCAAUCCCGGAUUGCUUCAACAAGACAAACGUUUACAUUGAAUUAAUUAAGGUUAAGGUUUACUGGGGUGCCAGUACAUUGAUUUCAUAUUGCCAUGUGGCAGGAGUAGUCCUGCUGGUCUGUGUAAAGGAUGAAUCUUGAAGGGCUUUGCUAAGGCAGAUAAACUCUGACCUCAGUUCAUACUCUCUUUUUAAUAUUGUUUUGGCUUUCAAGCUCUGUCUCUUGCCUUUUCUUCGCCCAAGCAAAGCCACAAAGUCACUGCUUAAUGAAAAAUAUGCAGUAGCUGUAUACUGUAGGUUAACUAGGCUUGAGUAAUCAUGCGUACAGAUGAUAAAAACAAGACCAUGAAUAAGUUUGGGUCUUUUUUCCUCCAUGACACGUACCGCGCUGUGUAAAUGUGUCAAUUACAGGGUAAUGAAACAUUGAAAUUCCUUUUUGUUUCCCAAGAUUCACAGCUUCUUCAGUUGCUUUAAAAUGUAUAAUGUGUAGUAUUUUAUUUAUUUUUAAAAACAUAGACUAAUACAAAAAUAAUCCCUCUCAAUCAUCACUUGUGCCCCACUAGAAGUGUGUGCGGGACAUUUAUGGGCGUCAAUAAAGAUCCUUUGGGCCCCACGUGGUUUGUAACCCCCAGCCAAUAACAGUGUGCAGGUUGUGAGCCUGUUCUUAUUCCCAGGUAGCGCUUUGUGACGCCCCUCGGCCGGCUGUCCUACUGACACACAAUCUAAAACUGUGUACAGAUGUUUCACAGAAGCCUCUCUGAGAUACACCUCCAUUCCUCCUCAAUUUCUGUACAAUAUAUCCAUUAUUAUAUUUUCACGUCCAAAACUGUUUUAGUUUCCAAAAGUUUUACAAACUUGAAUUGUAUUAUUAGCUGGAUCUUUAUGGAAUAUUUCACCAGCUUGUGGGCUAAAGACAUUUCCCAUUGUUGGGUGAUGUAAACAGGGUUCAAAAUUAGCACCAUCUACUAGCCAAAUGCUGGUAAAAUAUGCAAGUGGCUGGACGAAAAAGUUAAUUUUGAACCCUGGAUGUAAACAAAUAGUCUUUUUAAAUCACACAGCAGCCACAUCCAAGCAGAGGCAGUUAGAGAUAUAAAGAUAGUUUUAUAUCUAUGGAGGCAGCACUCUCAGCCUGACUGAUGCCUGUGUCAAAUGAGACAGAGAUUCCCAUGAGUGCCUUGUGUGCUGCUCUUAAAUGCACGUAAACACUAAGAGGUGGAGUCUGUGGAACAUUGAAUGCACUUUAAGGUACUCUGGCUUAAUUCCUGUUUAUUAUUUAUUUUCACACAAAAAUGGAUUCAUGACUGAAUUUGUGAUGUAUUGGUUCUGCUGAAUGUAUAAUAUUCCAGUGUCUUUUUGAUUUUAGAGUAAUUGUGGUCUUGGUGAAAAACUGAGGCGAAGAAGUGGUUUGUUUUAGAGUGAUAGAAGCUCUGAUAUGGUUUAAAAUUCAAAGCCUCAAUGAUUUAGAACCCCAAAGUGUUCAAUACUAAAUUAAAUAAUUUAACAAUCAUAUGAAUAAAUGGUGUAAAAUAUUUAAAUGAACCAACA